AUGGACGUUUUUCUUGAUGUUCUCGACACGUUUGUCUUUGACCGACUGUAUGCAUCUAUCUUGCCUGAUGCAAAUAUAGACCCAGGAGCUUCCACAACACUUUUAAAUCAGCAUGUGAAGGUUUAUUUUCCCUUGGAGCCAUCUCAAUGGGCACAAGCAAGUCUCUGGAAACGAGACAACAUGGUCCGGCAAACAUUCUCAUUGUUUUUGAUUACAUGGAUAUUUGGUCUUUUGAUGUACUUCAUUGGUAGCUUCGUGAUGUACCACACAUUAUACGACAAACGACUACUCAAACAUCCUCGAUAUCUCCCUAAUCAAAUGCGACAAGAAAUAAGCCAAGGCUUAUCGUCGAUGCCCGUCAUGGCCAUUCUUACGGCGCCUUUGUUCCUUGCGGAAGUGCGUGGGUGGUCUAAACUAUACGAUUUUGCUAGCGAGGCCCCAUUCCCCGGUUAUACCUGGCUACAAUAUCCUCUCUUCAUCUGCUUCACAGAUAGUGGAAUCUACUGGAUCCACCGCGGCCUCCAUCAUCCCCUUGUCUAUCGAUGGCUACACAAGCCGCAUCACAAAUGGGUUGUCCCAACCCCCUUUGCGAGUUACGCAUUCCACCCACUGGAUGGCUGGUCACAGAGCUUGCCUUACCAUAUCUUCCCAUUCCUUUUCCCAUUGCAAAAAACCGCUUAUUUGGGGCUUUUCGUUUUUGUCACAAUUUGGACUGUUCUCAUCCAUGAUGCCGAGUAUCUUUCCUCAUCCGAAAUUAUCAAUGGCGCUGCAUGCCACACAAUGCAUCACCUUUACUUCAACUAUAACUACGGGCAAUAUAUCACGAUUUGGGACCGCCUUGGUGGGACAUAUCGCAAGCCCGAAGAGGACAGCUUUGUGCGAAGCCAGAACAAAACUGUAGAGGAGAUGGAAAAGCAAGAAUAA
Molecule: messenger RNA, 924 nt
Organism: Penicillium macrosclerotiorum
Lineage: Eukaryota; Fungi; Ascomycota; Eurotiomycetes; Eurotiales; Aspergillaceae
Product: sterol desaturase family protein
Exons: 3
Coding region: 1-924 (307 amino acids)
Biological process (GO): lipid biosynthetic process
Molecular function (GO): oxidoreductase activity; iron ion binding
Source: RefSeq, a predicted model, not a curated record